Molecule: messenger RNA, 2420 nt
Organism: Arvicanthis niloticus (Nile rat)
Lineage: Eukaryota; Metazoa; Chordata; Mammalia; Rodentia; Muridae
Gene: Yipf3
Product: Yip1 domain family member 3
Cellular component (GO): Golgi apparatus; membrane
Source: RefSeq, a predicted model, not a curated record
UUGAGGCCAAACAUCCGGGUUUCUCACUUUUGCGUUCCGGCUGAUCCUACCUCGCUCCCUCGCUCCUCUGAACCUUUCCCUCCCUCGGACCCAGGUCUCACACUAUUCCCACGCGCGCGAGCGUCAGCGACGGGAAGCCUCGAGGGACAUGGCGACUCCGGCGGCGCCGGCCAGCGGCGUCCGAAAUGGUGCUGGCCCAGAAUGGGGAGGCUUCGAAGAAAACAUCCAGGGUGGGGGCUCGGCUGUGAUUGAUAUGGAGAACAUGGAUGAUACCUCAGGCUCCAGCUUUGAGGACAUGGGUGAGCUUCAUCAGCGCCUGCGUGAGGAAGAAGUAGAUGCUGAUGCAGCGGCUGCCGAAGAAGAGGAUGGGGAGUUCCUUGGCAUGAAAGGCUUUAAGGGACAACUGAGCCGGCAGGUAGCAGAUCAGAUGUGGCAGGCAGGAAAGAGACAAGCUUCCAGGGCUUUCAGCUUGUAUGCCAACAUCGACAUCCUGAGACCCUACUUUGAUGUGGAGCCUGCCCAGGUCCGCAGCAGGCUCCUGGAGUCCAUGAUCCCUAUCAAGAUGGUUAACUUCCCCCAGAAAGUCGCAGGUGAGCUCUACGGACCGCUCAUGCUGGUCUUCACGCUGGUCGCCAUUCUCCUGCACGGGAUGAAGACUUCUGACACCAUUAUCCGAGAGGGCACCCUCAUGGGCACAGCCAUAGGCACCUGCUUCGGAUACUGGCUGGGUGUCUCAUCCUUCAUUUACUUCCUUGCCUACCUGUGUAAUGCCCAGAUCACCAUGCUCCAGAUGUUAGCACUGCUGGGCUACGGUCUCUUCGGGCACUGUAUAGUCUUGUUCAUCACCUAUAACAUCCACCUUCAUGCUCUCUUCUACGUCUUCUGGCUGCUGGUGGGUGGCCUCUCCACCCUGCGCAUGGUGGCAGUGUUGGUGUCACGGACUGUGGGCCCUACCCAGAGGCUGCUGCUCUGCGGCACACUGGCUGCUCUGCACAUGCUCUUCCUGCUGUAUCUGCACUUCGCCUACCACAAGGUGGUAGAGGGGAUCCUGGACACCCUGGAAGGCCCCAACAUCCUACCCAUGCAGAGGGUCCCCAGAGACAUCCCUGCUGUGCUCCCUGCUGCCAAGCUUCCUGUUGCUGUGGUCAAUGCCACCGCCAAGGCAAUCGCAGUGACCCUGCAGUCACACUGACCCUCUCUGAAAUCCUUGGCCUGCCCUGACCCCCAGCUCUGGGGCAGAGGAAGAUUAAAGACAGUACUGAGGAUAUGUGUCUGCUGAGGUCUGCAGCCACCAAGCUGCUGCUGCCUAAACACCUCCUAGGCACCAGGCUUGGCUUCUGAAGGGCACAGGCCAGGAACUCAUGGCUAGGACUGCGUCUCUGCAGCCAGGUGCAGAAUAUGGGUCAGCUCUUCUGAGGCCUCCCCACCCACCCCUGGUUCUCUCCUUCCCCUCCUGCCUUGCUAAAUAUAGACUUGGUAAUUAAAAUACUGAUUGAAGUCUGGACCUGCAGCUCCUAUUCCAGCCAUCCUCCUGCCACUCAUCCUGAUGCCCGCUACUGCCCCUGAGGGCUGGAGAUGCUUGACCCACAGAGCCUUAGAGCCCACAGUCCUCACCCUAAGUCUAGGCAACAGUGAGAUUUCCACCUACAAGGACCUUCUGCAGCUGGGCCAUCGUGAGACAGUGUCCCCAUGGAGUUGACAUUUGAAGCCAAGCAUAGUCUUACGAGGCUUUAGUUUUCUAAAGAUUUUUUCUAAGUGUUGACGACCACCAUCCUUUAACCUCCACUGAAGUAAAUUCAGGCUGAGCAUGGUGGUGCAUUCCUUUGCGUCUCAGCACGGCUAUGUAGAAAGGUGGACCUUCAAGGCCAACCGAAUCAACAAAGAGUUCCAAACCAGUCAGGGCCAGUGAGACCAUGUUUCACCAAACAGUGAGUUUGGGAUGCUGGAGUCACGCUGCUCUGGAGGGGACUGGACUUCAGUUCCCAGCGACAAUGGUGAAUGGCUCACAAGUGCUUUGAACUCCAGCCCCAGGUGCCCCACGGACCUCUGAGAGCACCUGUACUCACUGCACAGGCACACCAUAAACAUAAUUAAAAAUAAAGUCCAGGGGCUGGAGAGAUGGCUCUGUUCAAGAGUACUGUCCUUGCAAACUACAAGGAUUCAGUAGCUCAGUUCUCAGUAUCCAUGGUGGGUGGGUCAGAUUUUCCUGAAACUUUAGCACCCUCUUCUGGUUUCUGCAGGCACCUGCAAACCUGUAGGGGUUGUUUGUUUGUUUGUUUGUUUGUUUUGGCGGGAGGGGAAUGACGUGGGAUGAGGUCUCAGUAUGUAGCUCUGGCCUUCUGGAAUUCAACAUGUAGACCAGAGAUCCACCGUCCUCUGCAACACAAAAGCUGAGAUUAAAGGCGCAUACCUAUGUCUGA